CAGACAGCAGCCCCCAGAAUGUCCGAUUACACCCCACUUCCGCUCCCACCCCUAGGGAUUGAUCAGCCUUUCAGCCUGCUCGCUACGGUGCAGCCUGUGCCUUUUUUCUUUACGACAGACCAUAGUAACCAUGCAAAGGCCUGUCCCAUUCGUCUUCACUCUCUAUUUUUGCAGCCUUGUCGCCGCGCAAGACGUUCCUCGCUGCUACUAUCCCAACGGGAAGAUUGCGACAAAUGACUACGCCUGUUACCUCAACUCGAGCCAAAGCUUUUGCUGCACCCAAGGUGUCAAAUGCUUGGAUAACAAGAUUUGCGAAAGUGUCAAUGUGACAAAGUACAAAUACAACCGAGGAACUUGUACGGACAAGACGUGGCAGUCGGACGAGUGUCCUAAAUUUUGUCAAGCCCAGUCGCCCAAUUAUGGAUCGGGUAUCGUACAAUGCGACAGCAACUCCAAUGUUUGCUGCGACAAUGGCAAAGAUGAUGACAGCGCCACCUGCUGUCAAGAUGAUUCGGGCAUCUUUGCCAUAAGCAGAGACUGGAAUGCGUUUAAAACAAUCGACAGCGUGGCAAGCACCGCCACAAGGAAUACUGCUAUACCUUCAGCAGCCACCGCAACAACUUCAGCGACGAAUACAAAUGCAUCAAACUCGGGCAAGAGCACUGAAGGCUCAGGGUUAUCAAGCGGCAGCAUAGCUGGGAUAGCGGUAGGGGUUGCAGCUGGUGUUGUGCUCGCCGCAAUAUUAUUGUUCUGGCUGUUACGCAGGAGGAACGCGAAGUCGCGGACAGAAGAAAUCAUGGAGCUUGACUCUGGCCGGAACGCGCAGGAAUUACAAGGUCAAGAAUUGACGCCCGAAUUGAUGUCAAAGCCAAUUAAGCCGCCAGUGGAGAUGAGUUCCGGGCAAGAGCUCUUCGAGAUGGAAGGAUCGCCAACGUCCACGGUUCAUGCCACCGUACCUGACAACGUCGAUGCCGCUAUAUCAGCAGAGAAGGAUAAAAUUGGAAGGUAAUAAAGACAACCAUGUUCUGCCUGCAUUGGCUCAUGUCUUCAGAGUAGUUGUAAAUUAGAAAAGAUAGAAAGCGGUAAUUAGUCUUGAAAGAAACCCUGAGUAAAAACCCUCUUACAAUGUUACAGAUUAGAGGCCAAUUAUAACCCCAACGACCCCGAGAGCCAAGGCAAAGACCCCUUCUGGAGCUUUAUAUACCAACUGAGAUGCUAAGCCAAUCGAAGUCACAGUGCUGUUUGCAGCCGCGGAGGAGUCUGUGGUAGGAGUAGCGCUUGAGGAUGGUGUCGGGUCUCCGCCUUUGCAUCCAUUUUGGCAACCUUUCGAAACCUCGCAGUGGUCAUCUGUACUACCGCAAAAUCUGGAGCAAGUAAUGAGUAUCGAAUGCCUGAAAGCCACCACACAUCCACUGAUAACUUACCCGGAGCUGCUACAACACUUGCCAUAGUUGAGGACACCAAAUACCCUAAACUCGUUUGGACUGGCGGCACUGUUGCAUCUUGCU
This is a messenger RNA of Aplosporella prunicola CBS 121167, 1508 nucleotides long. RefSeq lists its product as uncharacterized. The transcript is spliced from 2 exons. The coding region runs from base 131 to 1009 and encodes 292 amino acids. The record is from RefSeq and is a predicted model, not a curated record. NCBI's taxonomy places the organism in Eukaryota, Fungi, Ascomycota, Dothideomycetes, Botryosphaeriales, Aplosporellaceae.